This is a messenger RNA of Aspergillus heteromorphus CBS 117.55, 636 nucleotides long. RefSeq lists its product as uncharacterized. The transcript is spliced from 3 exons. The record is from RefSeq and is a predicted model, not a curated record. Bases 1 to 636 code for a protein of 211 amino acids. Lineage: Eukaryota; Fungi; Ascomycota; Eurotiomycetes; Eurotiales; Aspergillaceae.
AUGGGAGCAGGACAAAAGAAGAAUAUGAGCAAAAUUUCCAUGCAGGUCAGGCGGGUGCAGGGUGACUGGGAGGAGACGGUCACGGAGGAAAGAAGGGGAUCCGCAUGGCGGGUCGACCUCAUCUUCCAGGAUUCAGGCCAGCGUUGGCCCAUGGUCUCGGAUCCCAAGGCGGCAUAUGGGGAGGAGGACUGGAGUAGGAUUUACAACCCAGGAUCAUUUGACGUACAGCAGAACAUGGGGGCCCAUUUGACUCAGAUGCUGCCUGGCUAUUAUUGCAUGCAAGACUCCGAAGGCCCCGAAGGCCCCGGUGCUCGACAUGAAUCGCCCCAGGAAGCGGAGUGGGACUAUUGGAUGCAACGGUUGCACAACGACCCGGAGACUUGUCUUGAAGGCCGUCCGACGUUCUUGUUGGCCGCCCUCUAUCUACAAGCACGUACUUCCGUCCGGCAAUCAUACCAGGCCUCCUGUGGCUUGCAAGGCUUGGGCCCCAUCCUCUUCGCCCACUUCCACCCCCUUGUACGACGUGCAUGGUGGGCCAACUUAGGGGACCAUUAUUGCAUCAAGCAGGCCUGGGUAUUUGGUCGGCCCCGAGGCUCCGCCUGCCGGCCAUUAGGGUGGACACCAGUCGCGAGGUGA